CUUGACUGCAAGAUGCGAUGGAACUCUACAUUCUUGAUGUUGAGUGUUGCUAUAAGCUACAAAGAAGUUUUCGAUCGGGUAAAGACAAGAGACCCGAAGUAUACAUGUUUUCCUACAUAACAGGAUUGGGAGUUGGCUAGUGAGAUUUGUGAAAGAUUACAACUUUUUUAUGAGGUGACUGUUAUGUUCUCUGGUUCAAAGUAUCCUACAGCUAAUGUUUUUUUUCCUUUGAUAUGUGAGAUUGGGUAUUCUUUGCGUGAGUGGACGAAAUCUCCUAUUGAGGAGAUUAGGGAUAUGGCUGACCAAAUGGUUUCUAAGUUCAAUAAGUAUUGGUCUGCAAUUCAUGGGAUAAUGGGAAUGGCAGCGGUUUUAGAUCCACGAUACAAGUUAAAGUUUGUGGAGUUACUUUUGCAUGUGCUUUAUGGAGAAGAAAAGACAAAUAUUGAAUUUCAAAAUUUGGAGUCGUUUGUCCAAACUUUGUUUCAAGAGUACGAGUCAAGUAAUGCAUCUAAAAAAAGGAAGAGUGAAGGUGUUUAUGGUGGUUCAGUUCCCGGUUCAUCUUCAUUUUGUUCUAGUAUCUCUUCCAGUCAUCGUGUUGGAUUCAAAAAGCUCUUAUCGGAUAUUGCUUCUAUUAUUAGAGAUGAUGAUGAAUCAGGAGGUAUGAGUGAGUUGAAUAACUACUUGAAGGAGAAAUUGUUGCCUAAAGACAUGGAACUUGAUUUGUUGGCGUGGUGGAAAACAAAUGGGAUUAAGUACCCGACACUACAAAGGAUAGCUAAAGAUAUAUUAGUUAUUCCUAUUUCCACAUUGCCUCGGAAUCAGCUUUCAGCACUAGUGGAAGAUUAG
Molecule: messenger RNA, 846 nt
Organism: Lactuca saligna
Lineage: Eukaryota; Viridiplantae; Streptophyta; Magnoliopsida; Asterales; Asteraceae
Source: the annotation of a GenBank genome assembly